AUGACAGGGAACGGCAACCUAGCAACAAUGAUGGCUCGUCGAAGCAUUCAGGAAAUUUCCAGUAUGAACUUGGAAAACAUUUUGCACAUGCAAGCCGAACUGCAGUACCUAGAAAUAGUUAUCAAUGAGGUGAGGAGGGUACCUGGGUUGAAUAGUUUCGACCAGAUAUGGAUCGAACGCCCCGAAAAGAUGUCAGAAGAGGACAUAUGCCAAAUCUUUGAGCGGUCAAGAACGCUGCUAGACCAAUAUCGUAGGAAUCUCGACCAUGCCGGUGAUCGAGAUAAUCCCACUGACCAUGGCACAGAUCGAGCUCUGUUGCAAACGGCCAAGAUCAAUGGGUUGCCAAAUCCCCGGAAAGAUUAG
Molecule: messenger RNA, 363 nt
Organism: Rhinocladiella mackenziei CBS 650.93
Lineage: Eukaryota; Fungi; Ascomycota; Eurotiomycetes; Chaetothyriales; Herpotrichiellaceae
Exons: 1
Coding region: 1-363 (120 amino acids)
Source: RefSeq, a predicted model, not a curated record